AACAAAAUCCAUGAUGCUGCUCGGCACUGCGCUUGCGUACGGACAAGACAGCUGAUAACUCAUCUAUUAUGCUACUUGGCUAAAUAAAAAUCUUCCAGAAAGCAGUCGCAGCCGCCGCGGGAUCGCCGGAGGACCGAGACACGGAGUAAAGAGCGUGUGUGAGCGGGAGAAGCGGGGUCGUGCGAUGGGAGUUUGUCUCUUCGGGGAACACUUGAGCUGAAGCGGCUGAACUGAACACGUGCACGGACACACACCUGUGCACACACACCUGGCCGCGGCCCACAGAAGGAGUCCUUUUUCACCUUCCAGUCAGACGCUGCCGUCCCACUGUGCAUCGCUGCAUCACCGUCGUCCACCAUGUCGGACGCCCCUGAGGCUGCGCCCCCCAGCCCCCCUCCCCUCACCAACCCGCCCCCCCCUGAGGUCACCAACCCCACUAAACCGGGCAGGAAAACCAACCAGCUGCAGUACAUGCAGAACGUGGUGGUGAAGACCCUGUGGAAGCAUCAGUUCGCCUGGCCCUUUUACCAACCCGUGGAUGCCAUCAAGCUGUGUCUGCACGAUUACCACAAAGUGAUCAAAAACCCGAUGGACAUGGGAACCAUUAAGAAGCGUCUGGAGAACAAUUAUUACUGGAGCGCCAGCGAGGCAAUGCAGGACUUCAACACCAUGUUCACCAACUGUUACAUCUACAACAAGCCCACAGACGACAUCGUCCUCAUGGCUCAGGCUUUAGAGAAGAUCUUCCUGCAGAAAGUCGCUCAGAUGCCUCAAGAAGAAGUCGCUCUGCUGCCUCCGGCUCCCAAAGGCAAGAACAAGAGCAAACAGCCGGCCGCCACCACAGUGAGUCAACAGGCAGAGUCUUCAGCCUCCCCUCCCCCCUCCUAUCCCUCCCCCUCUCCCUCUCAGACGCCAGUAAUCUCGACCACGCCCACACCAGUCCAGGCCACGCCCCCUGUGUCUGCACCUCAGCCUCCUGCGACCUUGAUGCCAUCUGCCCAGCCUGUGGUUAAGAAGAAAGGCGUGAAGAGGAAAGCUGAUACCACCACUCCGACCACGUCGGCCAUCUCUGCCGGCCGCGCCGACUCUCCGUCUGCUCAGGACGCCAAACCGGCUAAACUGGCUUCGUCUCGCCGUGAAGCCGCUGCCCGCCCCACCAAGACCCGGCGGGACACUGGGGACGACCUGGCGGCUGGGGACGUGGGUGCCGGAGGCGUCGGCCCCGGGGGGAGGAAAGGCGGUAAGCUGGGUGAGCAGAUGAAACACUGCGAUGCCAUCCUGAAGGAGAUGCUCUCGAAGAAGCACGCCGCCUAUGCCUGGCCCUUCUACAAGCCCGUGGACGCUGAGGCGCUGGAGCUGCACGACUACCACGACAUCAUCAAACACCCCAUGGACCUCAGCACCAUCCGGAAAAAAAUGGAUAAAGGCGAGUACAGCGACCCUCAGAGCUUCGCCACUGACGUCAGGUUAAUGUUCUCCAACUGCUACAAGUACAACCCCCCAGACCACGAGGUGGUGGCCAUGGCCCGCAAGCUGCAGGACGUGUUUGAAAUGCGUUUCGCUAAAAUCCCUGACGAGGGCCUGGAGGCGUCGGUCCCCACCACGACACCGGUGGUCAGCAAAAGCACCGCCUCCUCCGACAGCAGCAACAACUCCUCCUCUGACGAAUCGUCCGACUCUGAGGAGGAGCGGGCCACGCGAUUGGCUGAGCUACAGGAGCAGGUUGGUGCUGCCGACCAAUCACAGUUGAAGGCGGUGCACGAGCAGCUGGCGGUCCUGUCCCAGGCGCCGGUCAGCAAGCCAAAGAAGAAGAAAGAGAAGAAAGACAAGGAGAAGAAGAAAGAGAAGGAGAAAGACAAGGGAAAUAAAGGCAAGAUGGAGGAAGAGAAGAAGCCAAAGGCCGCCGCCCAGCAGCCCAAACCGGCCAAUCAGAAGAAGGCGCCAGCCAGAAAAGCCAACAGCACGGUGACAGCCACCAGGCAACCCAAGAAAGGCAGCAAGACGUCGGGCAGCGGCUCAGCCAACGGGGACGAUGGCGAGGAGUCGUCGCUGCCGAUGUCGUACGAUGAGAAGCGGCAGCUGAGUCUGGACAUCAACCGGCUGCCGGGAGAGAAGCUGGGCCGUGUCGUGCACAUCAUCCAGACCAGAGAGCCGUCGCUGAGGGACUCCAACCCCGACGAGAUCGAGAUCGACUUCGAGACGCUCAAACCCUCCACGCUCCGAGAGCUCGAGCGCUACGUCAAGUCCUGCCUGCAGAAGAAGCAGAGGAAGCUACUGCAGAAGGCAGCUGGAGGCGGGGCCUCAGGAGGCGGGGCUAGUCGUUUGAGUGGCAGCUCCUCUUCCUCCUCCGAUGACAGCUCCUCGACAGGAACCUCCUCAUCCUCCGACACAGACUGAACACGCGUUCACACAUACACGUGUUACUGAACACACACACACACACCUCCAUCCUGAACAAACACAAAGACAGAGAUACACACUCUGAACUUGUUACACACACGUUUAAACACACAGAGACUGGAUGUAAAUAGGCUGACCUGUUUGUUUUUUUUUAGCUCCUAGUGCUUUUGUUUUUUGUUUUAUUUUUUCCGCUAUUGGAGGACUGCAGACAGAAGAAAGUGAUGGAGGAGGAAGGAUGUGGGCGGAGUCAGGUAGAGCGAUGGGCAGCCCGUCUGGGAGUCUUACUGAUCUGUGGACAGAAAUGCAACCGUCGAGACUUUCUUUCUUCGUCUUUUUCUUCUUCGUGGACGGCCGGCGGUGACCCCUGACCUCUGAAUACAUUCCACAAGUAUCAUUGGAGAGGAGGAGCAGGUGAUCUCAGCAGGUUUGUGGAUACUGAGACGAAUGAGCGCAUCUCACGUUUCAUUUGAAGCUGUCGGCAGCGCUGCAGCAGAGAGAAGACCUGACGAUGUCAGCGUGUGACAUCACAGAACAGUUUUACAAAUAACCGUUUUUUCUCUGAACCUGGCGGCAAGGCGUUUAGCCCCUCCUUCUGAACCUGGCGGCAAGGCGUUUAGCCCCUCCUUCUGAUGUGCCGUCUGCUACUUUAAACUGGGAUUGAGAAAACCAGCGAGGUGGGAAACAGGCAGGAGUAUGGCGGUGGGCGGGGUCAGCAGGAAAAUACAGUUUAGCAGUUUAAAGGUACUUUUUGUAAAAUCCAGUUUAAAUGUUAAAAUUAAAAGCUUUUCAAAUUAAAAGUGUGUCACUGAGGUGAAAAAGGAAGAACUUUAGUGUAAUACCAGUUUGUGCCACUAAAUGAAACCAGCGUAAACUUUAUUUAAAACGGGUAUGAGUACGUUCCUGUGCCAGUGUGAAAACGAAGAGGACAAGGCCUGACCUCAGUCAGUGGUGACAUGGUGCCCCCUGGUGGUGGAAUGUUUAGUUACAUUCUGCAGAAGGUUGUUACAAAAAGUAUCUUUAAUUCAAAACUUUAUUUAAAUUUUGAGGUAUUUAUGACGGGUAACUGACGGUGCCAGGCCGAAACCCUGAUUUUGUUUAUGGUGGUUGGUUCAGUUUGGCGUUAAACCCUUUAAAACACGUAACAGGAAACUGCGUGCCUGCAGAUAGAACAGAGGGCGUGCCCAUGCCGCCUGCUAUGGAGCUGAGUCCUCAUCAGGUAACGCUUUAAAAAGUGUCCAAGUGGACUCUUGAUGGAUCGUCUCAGCGGGAAAUAAACCUGAUUUUUUUGACUGAUCGACCCUUUGGAUCGAACCGGCUUCUGGAUCUUUCAGCUCCACCUUAAAAACCUCUGAGACCAACCCUGCCCCCUGCUGGUCCUGCAACCCUACACACAACUUCCUGUUUGUCCUUGGGGUCAUCGUGGCAAUGUGGGUGGGGUCACAGGAUCCUGACCCCGCCCCCAGCACGGCUCUGUCAGCACAGAGACGUUGAUUUAUUUUUUUUAACACUACAUUUCCUGUUUUUGAUUUUCAGGUUGUGUGCUGAACUUGUUUGUGUCUUAUAAGGUUCUCUAUAUAAAAUGUCUUUCUAUUGCUGUCCUGUUCAAGCGCCGCCCCCAUUCUCACCCCGCCAAAAAAGAACCACUCAUACUGUACCGCCUCCUCCUGUCAGGGUCCAAACUCGGAGCACCUCGUUUCUUUUAAAGCUUUUUAGACAAUUUAUUUUAAGGUUUUAGAGCUCGCUGCCGCUCGGAGGACAUCAGGACGCAAGAAACGAUUUCUGAGGAAAAUGCCACGCCCACCGCAGUCACGACUCAUUUUCGUGAUUUCAGAAAAAACCUGUCUGUCAAGCGCUCGGCAGAUGUUUGUGGCUUACGUUGGGCAUUGUGGCGUCAGAUUUCUGAUCACCUGACGUCAGUGUCAGGCGGAUAGGCCUGUUGCCCUCUGACCUAUGAUCUGUGGUUACACCUCCGAUGGUGUUGGGCUCUCUGGGACGCGGCCAUAGUUGUUCUUAUCCCUGGACGCCGUGUCGGUUCUUGGCAAAGGAAAUAUCGACAAACAGGAAGUUUGUUUUCUCUGAAAAAUUCAUCAUGACGUUGACCGCCGCGUCCUCGGUGGCGUUCUGAAUGUUGUACAAGCUGCAGAGCGCAAACAAAGAUGAAUCAUGAAUAUUAGACGUAGAGUUUUACUGAAACUGUUGAAUCGACAUGCCCAAUGAUAUAAAUGGUUUCCGAUUGGCUGGAGCCAGGGGGCGUGUUCAGUAAAACCUCACCUCCCCUCGCUCCUCUGACCCCUGAUUAUUGGCGACCUCCAGCUGGAGAUCAGUUUACCUGUGGUGCCUCCUGGAGGUAACCUGGUAAGAAACCUGUAAAUGGCAGGUGUUGGAGAAUAAUCUGACGUCGUGAUCACACGACCUCCGGGUGGCACCGCAUCGUCAUCUGUUGUCACGGAUCUUUCCUUUAGCCUCCACGUUUUGUUUUGCGGGCGCAUUACGACUCGAUGGACCGGGCAAAGCGUUCGAUCGGGACCCCCUGCGACAGACAGGCGGACAGCUCGUUGCCACAGUAACCCUCCUCUUUGUUUUUAGUUGAUGGUUGAGCUUCGACGCUCAUAGUUAAUUUUGUAUUUUAAUAAGAAAAGGAAACAGUGGUUUUAUGUAUUGCAUGCACUCCGGCCGUACGUUUUUCUCGCGUAUGUUUGAGCGCUGUAUAGUAGCUGUAAAGUAGCCGUCUGAGGUUAGAGCGAGCUCCACUCGUAGAGACGCAGAGGGGACGAAACAAGUGAAUUAUUUGAUGUAAUUACUGAUAUGGGAUCCUUAUUUUCUGAGUUCAUUUGUUUUCAUAAAUAAACACAUAAACUGAAAA
Messenger RNA from Haplochromis burtoni (Burton's mouthbrooder), 5263 nucleotides. RefSeq names its product bromodomain-containing protein 3. Gene Ontology annotation, cellular component: chromatin; nucleus. The record is from RefSeq and is a predicted model, not a curated record. Lineage: Eukaryota; Metazoa; Chordata; Actinopteri; Cichliformes; Cichlidae. The transcript has 12 exons. Gene Ontology annotation, biological process: chromatin remodeling; regulation of DNA-templated transcription. Bases 358 to 2397 code for a protein of 679 amino acids.